ACUCUCCCUCCCUCUCUCCUUCCUUCUGCGCCUGGAGCCCGCUCGCUCGCUAGCUCUGUCCGGAUAAUGAUCUUCAGACUCAGAAGAAUAGAGCAAAAAUGGUUAACAGGGAGUUGAAAACCCAAAUCAGUGAAAAGGAGAAGGAUCAUCACACUUCUGGUGAUGCCACUGGAGGGUCCCUGGACAUGUGCUGCAGUGAGUGGCUAUCUGGUCUCCCCCAACCCGUAGCAAUGGAGGCUGUCGAUGAGAGUGAGGGGCACCCAGACCAGCAGGGGGAAACCGCAUCACCCCCACAGUCCUCGGAGAGAGAAACACAGCCUGCCCAGUGUCCCUGGGGCCAACCUCUGACUGGGGGUGGCAGCAUGUGCUUGUUCGCCGUCUCCCAAUUUUUGCUUGCCUUAGGAGUGCUCUGGCUCAGUGGGUAUAGCUCUGUCGCUCUGCAGGGGGUCAUGGAUCUGGCCUCCUCCUUGCUCACACCAUUGGGACAUCUAUUCAUCGUUCCAGAGGGCUGCCUAAAGAUGGGAAGCAUGGAAAAUUCUGGAUUUCUGGCGGCCUUCCUGGCUUUUGGCCUAGUCCUUGCUGUGGUCUUGGUUUGGCAUCUCCUGGGAACGUCUCCGGAGCUUCCCUCAAAGCAAACUGAGGACAGGCGGCAGUCUGUGAGCCGCCAGCCAUCUUUCACCUAUUCCGAGUGGAUGGAGGAAAAAACUGAGGAUGACUUCUUGGAUCUGGACCCUGUCCCUGAGACACCAGUGUUCGACUGCUCAAUGGACAUCAAACCAGAGGCUGACCCCACCUCCUUGACAGUCAAAUCCGUGGGCCUACAAGAGAGGAGGGGCUCAAAUGUGUCCCUGACGCUGGACAUGUGCACUCCGGGGUGCUCUGAGGAGGGCUUUGGCUACAUCAUGUCCCCACGUGAGGAGUCAGCCCGUGAGUACCUGCUCAGUGCCUCCCGGGUCCUCCGAGCCGAGGAGCUGCAUGAGAAGGCAUUAGACCCAUUCCUACUGCAAGCGGAGUUCUUUGAAAUACCCAUGAACUUUGUGGAUCCAAAAGAGUAUGACAUUCCUGGCCUGGUGAGGAAGAAUCGCUACAAAACCAUCCUCCCCAACCCCCACAGCAGGGUAUGCCUUACCUCACCAGACCAAGAUGACCCCCUGAACUCAUACAUCAAUGCCAACUAUAUAAGGGGCUAUGGAGGGGAGGAGAAGGUGUACAUCGCCACCCAAGGACCCAUCGUGAACACCGUGAGUGACUUCUGGCGGAUGGUGUGGCAGGAGCACGCCCCCAUUAUCGUGAUGAUCACCAACAUUGAAGAAAUGAAUGAGAAAUGCACAGAGUACUGGCCAGAGGAGCAGGUUGUGUAUGACGGGGUCGAGAUCACAGUGAAGCAGGUCAUCCAGGCUGAUGACUACCGGCUUCGGCUCAUCACCCUGAGGAGUGGGACUGAGGAGCGUGGCCUAAGGCAUUACUGGUUCACUUCGUGGCCAGACCAGAAGACCCCUGAUCGAGCACCCCCCCUAUUGCAGCUGGUCCUGGAGGUGGAGGAGGCAGCCGGCUGGGAGGGGCAGAGCUUUGCUCCCAUCAUCGUUCACUGCAGUGCUGGGAUCGGGAGGACUGGCUGCUUCAUCGCCACCAGCAUCUGCUGCAAGCAGCUGCAAAGGGAGGGCGUGGUGGACAUCCUGAAGACAACCUGUCAGCUCCGGCAAGACAGGGGCGGGAUGAUCCAGACCUGUGAGCAGUACCAGUUUGUGCACCACGUCAUGAGCCUGUAUGAGAAGCAGCUUUCUUCCCAAGCCAAGGAGUGACCGUCACUCCUUGGGCCGGAUAGCACAGCCCUGGCCUGAGACCUGCCUAGCCUGGGGAGAGUCCAGCCAGGGCCCAGGGACCGGCCAAGGCCUAGGAGCAUCCUAAGCUCCUCCUUCAGCUUUGUUUUGUGCUUCGCUUCAUCUGCUCUGUCUGCACCAGCCGUGAGAACCCCUUCCAACUGCAGCUCUCUCUACUGUAAAUACCAGAACAGGGGGUCCUGGGGCCAGGCGCAAUCAGGCAGCCGGCCCAGCCCCUACCCCGCACCCCUGCUGAGCCCUGCCCUAGCUCUGGCUUACCCAGCUUACCCCCCCAGACCCAUUUUUUUACUUGAUCCAAAUACUGUAUGUGCUGGGCUCCAUGUAUCCCACUGUCUGUCCAUCUGUUUCUAAUGUUUUAACCGGACACUGUGUCUCCUCUGCCUGGGCUAGGAGCCCACUCUGGGGAGCAUCCCAUUCCGGGGAGGGAGGGGGAGCCUUGGAACCCGGCUUACAAAUGGGAGCCAGGUAAGGAGUGAACUCAGGGGGGCCUAAAGAGUCUGGGAGAGAAAGGAUGGGGCCAGACUCUGCCCCCUGGCCAGAACUUCUGCCUGCUCCUCCUGCCCACAGCCUUAGGCGGCCCCCUCCCUGCCUUAGGCUUUCCCUUCAACCACAGGUUACCCCCUCCUCCCCUCCCCUAAUUCUAGGCUGGCUCCCCCCAACAAUCCCCAAUGCCAGCCUUAAACUUCAUCUACCACCUACCCCCAGCCUUGGGCUGCCCAGCCCACUCUUCCCUUACCCCACCCCCAACCUGAGGAUGUCCUUUUCCCCAAUCCUGGUGUAGCCAACACCCCUACAUUAGUCUUAAACAUUCCCCUCCCCCAUCCAUAAAUUGCCCCCUUCUCCCAUUUCCCAACCUUAGGCUCCCCCUUCCCCGGUAAUAAGUUGCUCCUUACUCACCCGCCUCCUAAGGCUUCCCUUACCCACUACCCCUACCCCCAGGCUGCCUCUGCGGAAGAACAAUCACAAAUUUUAAUUUACUCCCCAACACCCAGAGAAGGGGCACUUCCUACUAGGCAGUUCCAUCUCCUAGAGGAGAGGGAAGAAUGGGAGGGAGAAGCAGUGCUUUUGGGCACAAGGACUCCCCCUAGGAAGAACUGAUGCCCCUGGGGCCUAGUGGGGAGGGCUGGUGGGGAGGGGAAGGGCAAGGGCUAGCCCCAGUUCUGUGCAGAGUAUUUUUCUGUGUCACUGUGGGGAAAUUCUUCCCAAAUCGUGUAUCCGUGGGUAUGUCCCAUGUCUGUGAGUGCGUAGAGAACGCAUCAGCGGGGUGUGCAUGAUUUUGGCAAUAUGUGUUAUCUUGGAGCCACGUGGUUUUAUAGCUGACUUUAAGUAUUUAAUCUAUGGCAGACAGAGGCGUCUUUUUAUAACUCUGCUCGUGGUCACUGAAUAGAGCAAUAAACAUGGCAUUUUGAGCAAAA
Molecule: messenger RNA, 3256 nt
Organism: Trichosurus vulpecula (common brushtail)
Lineage: Eukaryota; Metazoa; Chordata; Mammalia; Diprotodontia; Phalangeridae
Gene: PTPN5
Product: protein tyrosine phosphatase non-receptor type 5
Exons: 15
Coding region: 99-1802 (567 amino acids)
Biological process (GO): protein dephosphorylation
Molecular function (GO): protein tyrosine phosphatase activity
Source: RefSeq, a predicted model, not a curated record